AUGGUCACGAUCAGGACCAUUAUCAGCAUAGCUGCUGCCAAGGGCUGGCUUUUAUAUCAAAUGGAUGUUAGCAAUGCCUUCCUCCAAGAAGGUCUCUAUGAGGAGGUUUAUAUGCAGUUGCCUCAGGGAUUUCAUAAACAGGGGGAGUUGAAAUAUGCUCUGGAGUUAAUUUCAGAAGCAGGCUUAAGUGGUGCAAAGCCAGUUGCAACUCCUAUAAAGUUUAAUCAAAAAUUGACAACUGUGGAGUAUGAUACAUGUGUUGGAAAGACAGGAGAUUCAGAGUUAAAGGAUAAUUCAGCAUAUCAAAAAUUGAUAGAGAGGCUGUUAUACCUAACUAUCACCAAGUCUGACAUAAGUUUUGCAGUUCAAACUUUGAGUCAAUUAUUGCAAAAGCCCAAACAGUCGCACAUGAAGGCAACAUUGAGAGUGGUGAGUUAUAUCAAAGGAGCACCAGGCCUGGGGUUAUUUAUGGAAGCAGGAGCCAUUGAUCAUCUCAGCGCAUAUUGUGAUUCAGAUUGGGCAUCAUGCCUCAAUACAAGGAGAUCUGUGAUAGGUUAUGUUGUGAAACUAGGUAAUUCUUUGAUAUCAUGGAAAUCAAAGAAGCAACCUACAAUGAGCAGGAGCUCAGCAGAAGCUGAGUACAGAAGCAUGGCUGCUGCAACUGCAGAGAUCACAUGGUUAACAGGACUGUUGAAAGACUUGGGGAUCAAUGUGUCUAAACCUGUUUCUCUAUUCUGCAAUAACAAGGUAGCAAUACAAAUAGCUGGGAAUCCAAUAUUUCACGAGAGAACAAAGCAUAUCGAGAUAGACUGUCAUUUUGUAAGAGAGAAGAUCAAGACAGGGCUUAUACAUCCAUGUUAUGUUUCUUCUUCUUUGCAAUUAGCAGACCUUCUAAAUAGAGGAUUAAUUGUUGCACAAUAUUGUUUCUUAAUAUUCAAGCUUGCUGUAUUAGCCAUCUUCCACCCUCCAGCUUGA
Messenger RNA from Nicotiana attenuata, 975 nucleotides. RefSeq lists its product as uncharacterized. Lineage: Eukaryota; Viridiplantae; Streptophyta; Magnoliopsida; Solanales; Solanaceae. The coding region runs from base 1 to 975 and encodes 324 amino acids. The record is from RefSeq and is a predicted model, not a curated record. The transcript has 2 exons.